AUGACUGGAAAACUGAGGAUCGCAGUGGUUGGCGCAGGACCUGCGGGCCUUGCAAUUGCCAUCGAGCUCAAAAAGCUACCCUUCGUUGAAUAUACGCUCUACGAGCGGAACGACCGCAUCAGUGAGAUUGGAGCUGGAAUUAGCAUCCAGCAGACCACAUGGCGUAUGCUCGAGGUUAUGGGAGCAGCUCAGCAUCUGCGAGACUCGACGUGGUUUAGACCUGAAGACGGCCACUCUGUGAGGCACUACAACGGCAGGACUGGAAGACUGCUGUCGACUCGCUAUCAACCUAACGUUCCUAAGGAGUUUCUGCACGCCCGGUGCCAUAGGGCAGAACUGCAAAAUGCACUGUGGAAAGCCAACGACCCAGGCCAUAUUCGGACAUCCAAAAGACUCACGAAUAUCUCACAGCUUCCUUCGGGCAGAGUCCGACUUCAGUUUGCCGACGGCUUCGUGGACGAGGUAGAUCUGCUAGUUGGCGCAGAUGGCAUCCGAUCGGUCGUGCGCUCCUUCGCUUUUCCGGAGCACAAGAUUGCCUAUACCGGACGGACGGUUUAUCGUACACUCAUCCCGGUCGAGGAGGUACGGUGUAUCGAGGGGUUACCCGCCGAUGCCGUUGCUUUCUGGCAUGCGCCGAAGGGGGAAUGGGUGUACACCUGCAACCUUGGUGGAAAAGAUUUCGAGCUCACUGUUAUGACCAACGAGCCUUUAACCGAGCACGAAAAGGAGCGUGUCAGCUGGGGCGAGCCUGCGAAUGUCAGCGAUAUGACACGCCACUUUCCGAACUUCUUCAGACCAAUCCAGGAACUGUUCGCCAUAACUCCCGACAUCAAACGAUACGCAGCGUUCUCUGGCCCCCGCCUCCAAAGCGUUGUCACCGACUCAAAUAAUAUAGCCUUGAUAGGUGACGCUUCGCAUCCACUCUCCGGUGCUUUCGGCUCAGGGGCGGGAUUCGCGCUCGAAGACGCUUAUACUCUUACUCAAAGCUUGCGAUGGGCGUUUGCUAGAGACAGAAGUAAACCUCAGCUAGGAGAUGCCUUACACCUAUUCGAUCGUGUACGCUCGCCGCAUUAUGAGAAACUUUACCGUGUGCUUGACGGCUUCAAGGAAGUGGCUGGAAACCUAGCUGCGCCGCACCUUCAGCUCAAUUCGGACGAAGAGGUCGCCGUACUGGUGGCCAUGAAUUGGGCAAAGCGCCACGACUGGAUCUAUGAGUACGAUAUCACUCAGGACUUUGCCAGGAUAGCCGAACAGGAGAGUGAUUAG
Messenger RNA from Zasmidium cellare ATCC 36951, 1266 nucleotides. RefSeq lists its product as uncharacterized. The transcript has 3 exons. Gene Ontology annotation, biological process: secondary metabolite biosynthetic process. The record is from RefSeq and is a predicted model, not a curated record. Gene Ontology annotation, molecular function: FAD binding. Lineage: Eukaryota; Fungi; Ascomycota; Dothideomycetes; Mycosphaerellales; Mycosphaerellaceae. Bases 1 to 1266 code for a protein of 421 amino acids.